Molecule: messenger RNA, 360 nt
Organism: Protopolystoma xenopodis
Lineage: Eukaryota; Metazoa; Platyhelminthes; Monogenea; Polystomatidea; Polystomatidae
Source: the annotation of a GenBank genome assembly
AAAAGAGCACUGGAACAGGUCAUUCCGGACUUCGCUAAGAUAAUCUCUUCCUCAGACAAUAACCAUAAUGGGCCUGGAGCGUCCACUGGUGACACUUUCUCGAGCACAGGAAAUUCUAGCUCGGUGCCUUCGGCCGGAGAGAAGGAAAUGAGUUUCUUCGAUGCAUUGAGGCCUACAGACAGUCGUAUUUAUCUUCUCUCCUCUAGAAUGGGUCUUCCUGCACCCUACGCUCUCUUAUCUGAAUGUCUCAAUCGUAGCUGCCUACCUGAAUCAGAGCUUAAGGGCAGCAUGACUUCAGAUGGGAGGAACAGGCAUUUCUUUCAUCUUGAAUUAGGAAAAUACUCUGUUAAGGGUUAUUAG